Saxophila tyrrhenica is the source of this 3615-nucleotide messenger RNA. Its product is annotated as Serine/threonine kinase. The transcript is spliced from 3 exons. Gene Ontology annotation, cellular component: nucleus; cytoplasm. The record is from RefSeq and is a predicted model, not a curated record. Gene Ontology annotation, biological process: signal transduction; protein phosphorylation; fungal-type cell wall biogenesis. Lineage: Eukaryota; Fungi; Ascomycota; Dothideomycetes; Mycosphaerellales; Extremaceae. Gene Ontology annotation, molecular function: diacylglycerol-dependent serine/threonine kinase activity; ATP binding. The coding region runs from base 1 to 3615 and encodes 1204 amino acids.
AUGAACGAAGAUCAGGCAAUACAAGAUGUCCAGCGCAAGAUCCAGCGGGAACAGGCUAUCAUCAACGCUGCGAAUCAGAUGCGGCAGGCCACGAACAACGCACAGGUCACCUCUAGGGCAGAGGGCCAGAUACGCGAUGCGCGCCGGAACAUGCAGUACUUUGAGCAGACGCUGCAGGAUCUGCGGAGGCGGAAGAUGGGCGAUGAUAUGGGCAAGCUGUCGAUGUCGGGUAAUGGUGGACCACCGCCGCCGCCUAAGGGACCUGCGGGCGGGCAGUCCAGAGGGCCGUACAGUCCGCAGGAGUAUGGCGCGCCGGGCGACUAUGGCGCGCCGGGACCUGGUGGGUAUAGUCAAGGUGGAGCGCCUGGGUUGAUGCCGCCUCGAGCGCCGUAUGCUCCACCUGGGCCGGCGGACAGGUCCCCGAGAGCGCGUCCGAACUACAGCAAGCUUGACCUGAUCAAAUACGACACCGCCCACCUCGGCCCACGAAUACAGCUCAUGCUGUCACAGCUCGAGUUCAAACUUAGCGUGGAGAAGCAGUACAAAGAUGGCAUUGAGAAGAUGGCCAAGCUAUACCAGAUGGAGGGUGACCGCAAGAGCCGCUCGGACGCAGAAGGCAGGAGAAUCGAAAGCAACCAGAAGAUCCAGCUUCUUACGAGGGCGCUGCGGCGUUACGAGGAUCUGCACGUCGACGUCGAGAAUGCUGCGGACGCAAACGACGAUGAAAGUCUGGACACGCCGAGUCAACGGAAGCCGCUCACUGGCCACCUAUCUCUACGAAUACAUGCUGUUGCAGAUGUGGAGCACGCUUCGACUUCGAAGUUCUCGCGUGGGCCGGAGACGUUCGUCAUCAUGAAGGUUGAAGACUCCUUCAAGGGCAGGACGAAGGCUACGAGGACCGACAGGUGGAGUGACGAGAUUCACGAGUUCGAUGUGGACAAGGCCAACGAAAUCGAGUUCACGGUGUACGACAAGUCUGGCGAUCACGCGGUGCCUAUAGGACUGCUCUGGAUACGGAUCGCAGACUUGGCUGAUGAGAUCCGACGGAAGAGGGUCGAGACGGAGAACAUCCAGGCUGGUUGGACCACUGCCGAUCAGAUGGAAAAUUCUCCAGGCCGACCUGACUUGAACUUCCAACCACCACCUGGGUCUCAAGGGGGUCCUGCUGGACACGGUGCUACGGCUGCAGCUGCUGGAGGACCUCCUGGAAGUGGCUUGGCACCACAGACAGGUCCGAUCUAUAUCGAUGCUUGGUUCUCGCUGGAGCCUGUCGGUCGCAUUAACCUUACGCUGGCGUUUGUCAAGCAGGUCAAGGAACGCCGUGGCUUCGACGUUGGUCUGAACCGAAAAGGUGCCGUCCGACAGAAGAAGGAGGAUGUGGUCGAGCAAUACGGCCACAAGUUCACCACACAGACCUUCUACAACAUCAUGCGUUGCGCGCUGUGCGGCGACUUCCUCAAAUACACGGCUGGCAUGCAAUGCGCGGACUGCAAGUACACUUGCCACAAGGGCUGCUACCCGAAAGUGGUUACGAAGUGUAUCAGCAAGUCGAACUCCGAGACAGAUCCGGACGAGGAGAAGAUCAACCACCGCAUCCCGCAUCGUUUCGAGGCCUUCUCGAAUAUGGGCGCCAACUGGUGCUGCCACUGCGGUUACAUGGUGCCUCUUGGUAGGAAACAGUCGAGAAAGUGCAGCGAGUGCAAGCUCACCUGUCAUGCCAACUGCGUGCACUUUGUGCCCGACUUCUGCGGCAUGAGCAUGGAAGCUGCCAAUCAGAUCUUGGCCGAGCUGAAAAGGUCGAAGGGCAAUCGGAUGCUGCAGAACACCAGCAAGCUGAGGCCGAAUGCUUCGAAUCGACCAUCAGCGCCGCAUGGUUCGGGCAGCUUCACCCAGGCGCCUAUACACCAAGAGCAGAUAUCGGCUGCACAGAAGCCGGAGGACAGGUUCUCAUAUGGUCGAGACCCGCGGCUAUCGGAUCAAUACGAACAGCCGCCAAGAUCAUCGUCUUUUGGUCCGCCUAACCAGCAGGCUGUGGAUGCUGCAGGUCACCAUAUGAGGCAUAGUGAUCCUCCGAGCUCUUCUGGUUCCUCUGGACGUCCUCCACCAGGGCCGCAGAGAGCGUCGUCACCACAGAUUGAUGCAGUUGCUGCAGCGAGCGCCGCGGCGAAGCGAGCUUCUGGACAGGAUGCCAGGCCGAACUAUAACAGAGGCUCGACUGACUAUCCGGCCCAUCCACCUUCUUCCAGAGGCUCCUAUGCUGACGGCUACGGGGGCGGGAACAGCUACCGACCACCGCAGAAGCCUCAACAGCAGCAACAACCGGCGCAGCCGGCGUACGACCCAUCAGUCUAUGCUCAGUUCACCACGCCUCAAUCGCAACCUCAGUACGGUCAGCAGCCUUAUGGCCAACAACCCGUGCAGCAACCACCGCCACCGCCCACGAAGUCACAUUACCAGCAGCCAGCGUCGCCUGUGCCACAAGUGCAGGCUCCGCCUCAAUCUCCUCCCGCUACUCAACAACAGUUCCAGCAGCCUGCCGGACCUCCAACUACCAUCACUCAUCCUGUUGCUGAGCCGCCCAAGGCACCACCAGCGAACUCGCAGGGCACUGGCAGGCGCAUCGGCCUCGACCAUUUCAACUUCUUAGCUGUCCUUGGCAAAGGUAACUUUGGUAAAGUUAUGCUUGCUGAGACGAAGACAACCAAGCAGUUGUAUGCUAUCAAGGUGCUGAAGAAGGAGUUUAUCAUUGAGAACGAUGAAGUGGAGAGUGUGCGGUCCGAGAAGAGGGUUCUUUUGAUUGCUAACAAGGAGCGACAUCCUUUCCUGCUGAAUCUACAUGCCUGUUUUCAGACUGAGACGAGAGUCUACUUCGUUAUGGAGUACAUCAGCGGAGGCGAUCUGAUGCUGCACAUCCAGCGUGGCCAAUUCGGUACCAAACGUGCACAGUUCUACGCCGCCGAGGUCUGUCUGGCACUCAAGUACUUCCACGAGAACGGCGUCAUCUACCGCGAUCUCAAGCUGGACAACAUCAUGCUCACCCUCGACGGCCACGUCAAAGUCGCCGACUACGGUCUCUGCAAAGAGGAUAUGUGGUACGGCUCGACCACCAGCACCUUCUGCGGCACGCCCGAGUUUAUGGCCCCCGAGAUCCUGCUCGACAAGAAGUACGGCCGCGCCGUCGACUGGUGGGCCUUUGGCGUCCUCAUCUACCAAAUGCUCCUGCAGCAGUCGCCCUUCCGCGGCGAAGACGAGGACGAAAUCUACGACGCCAUCCUCGCCGACGAGCCCCUCUACCCCAUCCACAUGCCACGGGAUAGCGUCUCGAUCCUGCAGAAGCUGCUGACGCGCGAGCCGGAGCUGCGGUUGGGCAGUGGGCCGACCGACGCGCAGGAGAUCAUGAGCCAUGCGUUCUUCCGGAAUGUCAAUUGGGAUGAUAUUUAUCAUAAGCGGGUGCCGGCGCCUUUCUUGCCGACGGUGAAGGGGAGGGCGGACACGAGUAAUUUCGAUUCCGAGUUUACGAGUGUGACGCCGGUUUUGACGCCGGUGCAGUCUGUUUUGUCGCAGGCGAUGCAAGAAGAGUUCAGAGGGUUCUCGUACUCUGCCGACUUCGUUUGA